CCCAACGACAACAACCCGCCGACUCACCACCGCCAAACUUCGGCUUGAACCUCAACGGCCAGAAAACAACAAGUUUCGCAAAACAAAACGCAAUCAUGGGUAAAGUCCAUGGAUCACUCGCUCGUGCCGGUAAAGUCAAGUCUCAGACUCCCAAGGUUGAGCCCCAAGAAAAGCCCAAGCAGCCCAAGGGCCGUGCUAAGAAGAGAAUUCUCUACACCCGUCGAUUCGUCAAUGUUACCAUGACCGGCGGAAAGAGAAAGAUGAACCCCAACCCGGGAACUUAGAGAGUCAGAGCGAAUAAGAGGGGUAACGAAAGCGGCCCAAAAAAACCAAAACCCGAAACAAAAAAAUGUAUACUCUUCUGGGAAUUUAAUCUUUUUUCUUUGGGA
Tuber melanosporum (Perigord truffle) is the source of this 389-nucleotide messenger RNA. RefSeq names its product 40S ribosomal protein S30. NCBI's taxonomy places the organism in Eukaryota, Fungi, Ascomycota, Pezizomycetes, Pezizales, Tuberaceae. The transcript is spliced from 4 exons. The record is from RefSeq and is a predicted model, not a curated record. Gene Ontology annotation, molecular function: structural constituent of ribosome. Bases 96 to 284 code for a protein of 62 amino acids. Gene Ontology annotation, cellular component: ribosome; cytosolic small ribosomal subunit. Gene Ontology annotation, biological process: translation.